AUGGCAGGCAACGCGAAUACCUCGUCCAGCACCACCUCCUCCGCCGUCGCCCGCAAGGACUACGCGGAUGCGGACUGGUUUAGUAGGGAGCGGGACGUUGUCCAGAAAUUUGCUCAGGCCAGCAAGAGGCUCGGCGGUAUCCCCGACCUGAAUACGAAAAUCCAUGGCGAACAGAUGGAGCGCACCAAGAAUUACCUAAACGAGUUGGAGUUCAAUACCAACAUGUCGCCGUUGCUGAUGAGGAAGGCAAAGAUUGAUCAGGGUCUUGAGUUGUUCUCCCGUGCGGAUUGUCAUUUCCCAGAGGAUGUCCAGCGUCAGGCUGAGAAUCUCUACCAGCGCUUCACGGCCGUGAACUGGGACACUGUCACGGCACCAGUGGUAUCAGCAGCACCGGCGGCGCAAGCUGUGGACAAUGACGAUAACUCUGGCGGUGACGAGUCUGUCUCUGUCUCUGCCUCUGACUCCGACUCUGACUCCGACUCUGACUCUCCUCCGUCCGCGGCGACCGCACCUGCUGCAGCGCAAGGCAACACCACCGGCACAGUCUUGCUUCCUGCCAGAAACGACCCGCACUAUGGUCCAAAUGGCAUCAUGCAUGGCCUCCUGCAGAAGGUGGGCAAAGCGAAGACUCACAUAUUCGAUCCCGACUACCCUCGUCCUUCGGCACAUGUCUCUGGUCAUAACGGCGUGCAGGUGGGUCACUGGUGCCCCACCCAACACCACGCGAUGGUAUGCGGAGUCCAUGGCCAGCGGGAGGCUGGCAUUUCAGGCAACGAACGCGAUGGUGCGCAUAGUGUCGUCGUGGCCGAAAAGUACAAGGGUGUGAACAAUGACCUUGGCAACACGAUCUACUACUCGAUCCCCGGAAGCGCGGACAACAAGGACAAGCAUUCGCCGCCUGAUAAGCGUGGCACCAAAUGCCUGAACGUGUCUCUCCAGAACGGCAACCCUGUCCGUGUGUUGAGAGCCGCCAACGGUACGGCUUACGCGCCCAAGGUCGGUAUCCGUUACGAUGGUCUGUAUCAAGUCGUCAGGAGGGAGGAGAACCACUGGAACGACAAGGGCGGCCGCUUCACCCUCUUCGUCCUGCAGCGCCUUGCCGGCCAGGAGUCGCUGGCGAGCAUUGGUGCCAGGUCUCCGACUGCUCAGGAGAUCACGGAUUACAACAACUGGCGCGCUCGGGGCUGA
Diaporthe amygdali is the source of this 1188-nucleotide messenger RNA. Its product is annotated as ydg sra domain-containing protein. Gene Ontology annotation, biological process: protein ubiquitination; negative regulation of gene expression via chromosomal CpG island methylation. Lineage: Eukaryota; Fungi; Ascomycota; Sordariomycetes; Diaporthales; Diaporthaceae. Gene Ontology annotation, molecular function: ubiquitin protein ligase activity. The record is from RefSeq and is a predicted model, not a curated record. The transcript has 2 exons. Bases 1 to 1188 code for a protein of 395 amino acids.